AUGGAGACGACACCAAUGCCGACCGAAGGAGGCGGCGGCAUGCCUGCUGCCCUUGACAUCACGCCACGACCGUGUCCGUUUGACUUUGUCCUUGGCGACCGAACGAAACGAAGUCUGCAUCUGCACAACCCUUCCUUUCAUGUCCCCUUGCACUUCAAGAUACAAUGCAACGUGUCGUCGCGCUUUCGACUACAGCCAUCAAAAGGCAUGCUGCAGCCCCGAGGCACCAUUACGGUGUACAUUCAGCUGUCUCCGCAGAUGUCGACGGAAGCCGAUUGUGUCUUCCUCGUGCUCUCGGUUCCUUCUCCAGACAACUCUGUCGACGACGAUGUAUGGAAGCGGGGAACAUCAGUUAUGAUCUCCAAGCAAUACAUUUCCAGUCGUAUCGUCAACGUUUCUGCCCCAGACAAAGCUGACGAAGUCCGUCCAUCGCCACCGCCCCCGUCCGAGCCGCCCCUUGUGUUGGCACCGCCUUCGCUCAUCAUGACACUGCUCAUGAAAAACAAAAGCAAACACCCCACGAACCAACUUACGGCCUCUGAAAUCGCGUGCCUUCGCCACCGCAAACUGCACACGCCAUCAGACGAGUGGAGCAACUUGAUGUCGCAAGCCGCCACGAAACGCAAACUGCUUCAGAAACAACGCCAGUUCCUGGCCACGGCACAGCUUCCACCGCCCGUUCGUCCAUUCCCGUUCAACUAUGACACGCCCGUGGAAGUGCUGUCGCCGCCAGACUCGCCUUGUCGUCGCUCCGACACUAGCGCCACGUCCUUCCCGUCAAACAUGCGGCGGCUAUCCCAUCAAGUCCCCAUUGGGUUGGGAGAGCGAUCAGGGAGCACUACAUGCAGCAGCUCCUCCACGUGCGACUCGACAACAGGUUCUCGGACCCUGUAUGAGGACGUGAAAGGAGAUGGAAGCGGUCCCAACAAGGACACAGACGAUGAACAACAACGGCAGGCAUAUAGCAUGUGGACUCGGUAUAUGCUGGAUGUGUGCGUGCAGCAGCUGGAGCAGGUUGAUGAGGUAUGUGGCGACUUGGUGCGCGACACAUCGCAGUCGGAAAAAGCACAAGCCAAACUGCUGGCUCUCAAGAAGUCGGCCCACACACUCGUCAAGUUGUGCCACACAAGUCCAUUCCUACUUGACGGCCAUGCACAAGGUAGUAGUUGCACGAGCAGUCCCCUCUCAUCCAGGCGGUCACAGUUUCCUUCGAGGUAGUGCCAGGAGUAGUUGUAAGAGUUUAAGUUAGCAGAUACUUCACAUCGAGG
This is a messenger RNA of Aphanomyces astaci, 1268 nucleotides long. RefSeq lists its product as hypothetical. Lineage: Eukaryota; Oomycota; Saprolegniomycetes; Saprolegniales; Verrucalvaceae. The transcript is spliced from 3 exons. Bases 1 to 1218 code for a protein of 405 amino acids. The record is from RefSeq and is a predicted model, not a curated record.